AUGUGUUUUGCAAGAGGAAUUGAGGGCUUUGUUGCUGACCUUGGGGGCGCUGCGAGGGGCGACUUGAAGACAGCCAGAGACGGACACACGAUCUUGAUUCCACAACCUUCCAAUUCGUCUCAAGACACCUUGAACUGGAGCCAAACCAGGAAACACAUCGUUCUGAUCGUCGUUAGUCUUGCUGCUCAGUGGAAGAUAUCUCCGGAUACAGUCAACCAUUCUCAAGUCGGCAAUGUCUUUAUGCUUGGUGCUGGUGGUGUGGUUGCUGUCAUCCUUUCAGCAUGGGCAGGUUGUCUCCCAAUCUUGUUCUACUUCCUGGUUCUCUCGACCGCCACCGCGGCUUGGUGUGCUGCUGCGACUACUUUCGAGUCAUUCAUGGCAGCUCGAAUCCUCAACGGUUUCUUCAGCACCGUGGCUCAAGGGGGUGGCCUGAUGUUCAUCUUCGAUAUGUUCUUCUUCCACGAGAGAGCUCGCAAGAUCAACAUCUGGGCGGCUUCUAUCAUCUUGUCGCCCUACAUGGGACCUAUGCUGACCGCUUUCAUCAUCACAACGCUCAAAUGGCCAAUCGCCUUUUGGGUCUUCUUUGCUAUGAAUGCUCUUGUCCUGAUCUUGACGAUUUUCUUCGUGAAAGAGACGUACUACGACCGCUCUAUCGAUCCUGCCGAUCAACCAAGCAGAGGCAGCCAACUCGAACAACUCAUCGGCAUAUCUCAAUACCAAUCUCGUCACCUUCGCAAUACACUUGGGCAAGCCUGCAUGCGCAUGAUCCGCGUCCUCAUCAAACCUACUGUCCUUCUCUCCAUUAUCUACUAUUGCCUCACAUUCGCCUGGGUAGUCGGCAUCAACACAACCCUCGCGAUAUUCUUGACCCCUCUGUACAACUUUGGGCCAAAACAAAUCGGAUUCUUCUACUUUACACCUAUCGUUGCCGCCAUUCUUGGCGAACUCUGUGGACAUUGGCUUCAUGACGGCGUUGCAAAGCGAUAUAUCAAGAAACACAAUGGUCACUUCGAGCCUGAAGUCAGACUGCGUAUCAUCUGGCUCAGCACGCCGUUCAUGAUCGCUGGACUCGUCGGACUCGGCUUUGCGCUCGAGGAUGCAUAUCAUUACAUGCUGACAUCCCUAUUCUGGGGUCUAUAUGUGUUUGGUAUCAUGAUUACUACGGUCGCCCUCGUCGCAUACAAUCUCGAUAGCUACCCUGAAGCUUCUGGAGAGGUCUCUGCUUUGAUCAACAUGGCUAGGACGACCGGUGGGUUCAUUAUCAGCUAUUUCCAGGUCACCUGGGCACAGUCAAGUGGUACCAAAGUUAGCUUUGGCACUCAAGCCGGAAUUUGUGUCGGAGCCUUUGUGAUUAUCAUCGCUCUACAGCUUUGUGGAAAGAAGUUGAGGGCCAAGAGCGGUGCUUUGAACUUUGCCACAGCCUAG
Aureobasidium namibiae CBS 147.97 is the source of this 1425-nucleotide messenger RNA. Its product is annotated as MFS general substrate transporter. The record is from RefSeq and is a predicted model, not a curated record. Bases 1 to 1425 code for a protein of 474 amino acids. Gene Ontology annotation, biological process: transmembrane transport. The transcript is spliced from 5 exons. Lineage: Eukaryota; Fungi; Ascomycota; Dothideomycetes; Dothideales; Saccotheciaceae. Gene Ontology annotation, molecular function: transmembrane transporter activity.